Neoarius graeffei (lesser salmon catfish) is the source of this 2805-nucleotide messenger RNA. RefSeq names its product SRSF protein kinase 1a (gene srpk1a). Gene Ontology annotation, molecular function: ATP binding; protein kinase activity. The coding region runs from base 16 to 1944 and encodes 642 amino acids. Gene Ontology annotation, biological process: spliceosomal complex assembly; protein phosphorylation; regulation of mRNA processing. NCBI's taxonomy places the organism in Eukaryota, Metazoa, Chordata, Actinopteri, Siluriformes, Ariidae. The record is from RefSeq and is a predicted model, not a curated record. The transcript is spliced from 16 exons.
UAAGUACACAGACGGAUGCGUGCGCGCGAGGAGCCGCGCAGGCGCGUGGAGCUUCGAGCCACCAGCUACCGGGCCAACAUGGAGAGAAAAGUUCUUGCCCUCCAGGCCAGGAAGAAAAGGGGCAAAGCCAAGAAGGCAACCAAGAAGCCAGCUCAUCAACCGAGAGGAGCACCUCAGCAGCAGCUCCCUGCAGAACCUCAGCAGCAGGAGCCUGAAGAGGAGAUUCUGGGCUCGGAUGAUGAGGAGCAAGAAGAUCCCAAUGACUACUGCAAAGGUGGCUACCACCACGUGAAAAUAGGAGACCUGUAUAAUGGGAAGUACCAUGUGAUCCGUAAGCUGGGGUGGGGCCAUUUUUCCACAGUGUGGCUUGCCUGGGACAUUCAAGGGAAGCGAUUUGUGGCAAUGAAAGUGGUAAAGAGUGCAGAGCACUAUACAGAGACAGCCCUGGAUGAGAUAAAGCUGCUGAGAUCUGUACGGAACACUGACCCUGAUGAUCCAAACAGAGAGAUGGUGGUUCAGCUGUUGGACGACUUCAAAAUCUCUGGAGUCAAUGGAACUCAUGUGUGCAUGGUAUUUGAAGUGUUGGGACACCAUUUGCUCAAAUGGAUUAUCAAGUCCAACUAUCAAGGUUUACCCCUCCCUUGCGUGAAGAGCAUCAUUCGUCAGGUUUUGCAGGGUCUCGAUUACUUGCACACAAAGUGUAAGAUUAUCCACACAGACAUAAAGCCAGAGAACAUACUGAUGAGUGUGGAUGAGUCAUACGUGAGAAGACUGGCAGCUGAAGCCACGGAGUGGCAGAAAGCUGGCGCCCCCCCUCCCUCUGGAUCAGCAGUGAGUACAGCACCCGUACCUAAACAAGCAUCCAAAAUGUCAAAGAAUAAAAAGAAGAAGCUGAAGAAGAAGCAGAAACGGCAGGCAGAGCUGCUGGAGAAAUGCAUUCAGGACCUAGAAGAAAUGGAGAAUGGGCCUGAUGGUGCAGAAGAGGAGGAGGACGACCCUCAGUCUCCCAAGUCACCUAUUUGUGCACCUCUUAGACACGCCUCCAUGCAGGACAUUGGUGAAGAGGAAGUAAUAGACCCAGGUAACCCCAGAGAGCGUCUGACCUCGGAUGAGCUCAACUGUAACGGCCAUGUGCCUGGCAGCCGAGCCCAACCCGAGGAAGAACUAGAUGAAGUCAAGAAACAAAUGCUGCUGAAGCAGGAGGACCAGCACAAUGCUAAUGCAGGACCUUCAAGGGACAUGUCCCAGAGCCCUUAUGAGUACUGUAACGGGUUGUAUUCUCCUGAACCUGAUCAGAGUAAUGGAGACGUGAGGGAGGAGGGAGAAGACAACAAAUUGCAAGGAAGGCCAGUGCCUGCCAGAGACAAGCAGUCCACACCACAAAAUGCCAAGCUGGCACCAGGAAGCCUUCUGGUCAAUCCCUUGGAACCUCUAAAUUCAGACAAGAUCAAGGUCAAGAUUGCUGACUUGGGCAAUGCAUGCUGGGUGCACAAACACUUCACUGAGGACAUUCAGACAAGGCAGUAUCGCUCCCUGGAGGUGCUGAUUGGUGCAGGUUACAGUACACCAGCUGAUAUAUGGAGCACAGCUUGUAUGGCAUUUGAGCUGGCCACUGGGGACUACUUGUUUGAACCCCACUCUGGUGAAGAUUACUCCAGAGAUGAGGACCACAUUGCUUUGAUCAUUGAGCUACUGGGGAUGGUCCCACGCAAACUCAUAAUUGCAGGAAAAUACGCCAAGGACUUUUUCACCAAGAAAGGUGACCUGAAGCACAUCACCAAGUUGAAGCCAUGGGGUCUGUUGGAGGUGCUGCUGGAUAAGUACGAGUGGUCCCACGAGGAUGCCGAGACUUUUGCAGACUUCCUGCUCCCCAUGCUUGAACUCAUCCCUGAGAAACGGGCCACAGCGGCUGAAUGCCUGUGCCACCCCUGGCUCGCCCUCUAGUGACUCGUAUAAACAACCGCAGCCCCAUUUUUCCUCCACUUCCACAUGACAGACUGCAACAUAUCACUUUCCAGUUUGACUGCUUACCUGAAUAGUACUUGUACUACUUUGUGUGUGGUUUCUUGUACGUUUCACCUGAGAAAUGUUUUUGUUUUCUUGGUGGUGUUAUGUCUUGGGACUUGUUUCCUGAGGCGGUGUUUGUCCUCAAACUUUUUUUAUUUUAUUUUUUUCCUCCCCCCUCUAAAUUUGCACAACAGUUUUAGGGAACAUCUCCUCUUGUAUUAUUUAAGCUGUGUGCUCCAUGCUGAAAGAUCAGAUUUCUGUAUUUUGCUAGGCUUUAACUGAACAUGGUUGAUGUAAGGGCACAUAUUGUGGGUCACUUUUUACAUGUUUCCUAGUUUUGGGAGUACGCACACCAGAGAUUUUUUGGAAAAAAAAAAGGAACCCAUUAGGUUUACCUCAUAACUGUAGAAAAUGCAUUUAACUGAUUUGUAGUUUAUUUUAGGAAAUGCCAUACCACUGUGUAAUUUUGUCUCAAAAAGUGUCAGUUUUCUUUGUGUCAUUUUUGGUCAAUUCUGAGUACAUGAGGGUUGCUUUCUCACUUUCUAUGCUUCCGGAAACUGAGUAGCUGUUAAACAUCACCCAAAAGAUGGUUGUGAAAAGUGUGCUUGCGCACGUGUGUUUGUUGUGUGUGUGUGUGUGUGUGUGUGUAUAUAUAUGUAUGUGUGUGUGUACCAAAGAGUUUGCCUUGAUCUGUAUAUUACAGCCAUGUACAGUUUUUAAAGAAAUCCUACUAUUGAUAACUAAGAGUAUUUAGCUGGACAGUAAUGUUUUAAUAAAAUAAUUGGAUGAUGGGUGAAA